UGCGCGGGGACAGGUGCGGUGCUGGCUGCGCGGACAGGUGCGGUGCUGGCUGCGCGGACAGGUGCGGUGCUGGCUGCGCGGACAGGUGCGGUGCUGGCUGCGCGGACAGGUGCGGUGCUGGCUGCGCGGACAGGUGCGGUGCAGCUUCUCUGCCUGCUCGCACUCUCCUGCCCUCAGUCCCGGGCUGCAGAACGAGAGGUGAUCCUCGGUCACAGCGUCAGCUUCAGCCCUGGAAUAUAUGGGAACUCUCUGGUUCAGCCCAAUCGGACCGGGACAGUCCGGACCCCAGAACUUUCCCUGUCCACCGUGCAGCUCUGCCAGCCUGACCAGCCGUGCACUGCGUGUGUGAGGACCCGGGUUCGACUGGACACCAGGGUUGCUCUUAGGCUGCAUGAACUCCACCUUCAUUGGCUGGAGUUGAAGAGUAACCAGCAGAGCGUGCUGCGGGUGUUGCGCAGGGGGAGGCGUGGCCAGGCUAACAGCACGUGGGACCUGGUGUACGGUCAUUUCUCCAGUGACGACAAGGUGGCGAUCCUCCACAGAGAGAACUCGACCAGCCCCCCGGGCACGUGGGAGCUCACCUAUGAUUGCUUCGAGUCUGACGGAGGCCACAAAGUGGCGGUGUUCCUCAAGACCAUACCUCAGAGACAGAGGCUGCAGCUGAAAAGGAUCUACACUGUGGAGGACCACAGGAGAGGGCCAGUGUUCAGUUACUCGCUGGACAGAGGGAGGAAGGCUGUCACUGUGUCUGUGUUCCCGGGUCCAGAGGUGAAAGUGAGGCUCUGCUAUCGGCACCUGUUUGUGUGUGACAACCUGCCCUCGCCCAUCGCUGCCAGGAUCAACACUUCGCAGUCUCUGAAUGCCACCCUCAGCAUUCCCUUCCUGGUUCCUUGUCUCUGCAUCGAGGUAAAUGGAAAGCAAUUCAUUCCACUGUCUGCAUUAUAUCCUGCAGGUACACGACGAGGGUCUGUGUGCAUUGCUGAGUGUAUCUCUCUAUCUCUCUCUCUCUCUCUCUCUCUCUCUCUCUCUCUCUCUCUCUCUCUGCUCCGUCAUAAUAAUAUAGAAGUCUCGCAGCGCAACUGGCGAAGAACAGUCUGUCCGUUCAAAGACUCCCCCCAUACCUGUGACGAUGACCUCUGGCACUCCAGUACGUUUCGCCACCACGGCUCGGAGCCCAGCGGUGUGAUGAGUCUGGAGUUCAGUCACCCCUGUCCCAUCCAGCUCUCUGCCUCCCUCUGCUGGCGGACUCAGGGCACUGCACUGGCGCCGUGUCAGGAGAUAGCCAACUCUUCAAUAGAGGAACGAGACUCGGUGUUCAGUGUCUCCGGUGUAGACAGACACCCGCGACUCUGUUUCAAGCUCUCCUACGGCAACAGCAACCAUGUGGAGUGUCCCAGCGAAGCAGAGACAGAGUGGAGUGUGGAGGUGGAUCCAGAAUUCCUGAAAAUACACCUGCACAUCACCACCACUAUCCCAGCAUCCUUCAGUGCCGUGCUGUGCAGCCCCGAGAGAGAGGGGGCGGGCUGCGAUCCACAACUACCAGUGCACACCAUCACACGGCCGGCUGGUUCCAGUGAGAAGGAGCUCCACAUGAUCCUUGGAACCCGCGCACUGGGGCUCUGUGUGCAGGUUUGGCGUUCGGACUCGCGAUACUUUGGGAAGAGGUUGAUCUGUCCUGAGUAUGCUUAUGGUAGGCUGGGUCUGGUUGCCACAGCGAUGCUGAUUGUAGCAGUUUCCACGGCGAUGCUUGUCUUCUUUGGUUACCGUUUCACUCAGAGAGUUCUGUCAGGCUCCCUGUGGACACGCACGCCUGUGCUGCUGCUCUACACUGCAGACUCAGAGGAGCACGUAUCCCUGGUGUGCGCUCUGGCCUCCCUCCUGCAGGGGGAGCUGUGCUGCGAGGUGCAUCUGGACCUGUGGGACAGCUCAGGGCUGGGGGGCCUGGGGCCGGUGCCGUGGCUGUACAGCCAGAGAGAGGCAGUGUGGAGGGAGGAGGGGAGAGUGCUGCUGCUGUGGAGCAGAGGGGGCAGGGAGCUGUACGAAAGCUGGAAGAGAGGGAAACAGCAGCCAGCUGACCUCCUGAGAAAUAUGGCCCCGAAAACACAGGCGGACCCCCACGGAAUCUUCCAGGCCGCCCUGGCCUGUCUCCACAGCGACGUGGAAAGUGGGCUAGCGGGGGGCUACGCCUUGGUGUAUUUUGAUGGCUCUAAACGGGACAUCCCGGACUCCUUCAAGGGGGUGCCCAGGUUCAAGCUGCCCAGGCAGGGAGGCGGGCUGCUGCAGGAGCUGCACAGAGGGGAUACCCGGGCUUGCUGGCUCAGGCUGGGCAUCGCUGGGCUGCAGCACUCCGAGGCAGGCAGGAGGCUGGUGGAGAGGGCGAGGCUGUGCCGGCUGCUGGAGGCAGAGAGGGCAGGCUUUACCGAGGAGCCCGAAUUUGAUAAGUCAGACGAGCUGCUCAUCCAGAGAGGUGACCCGGCGAUCGGGGAGAAACGCACGGGUAUUUAAAGCAGGAAGACCAGCGUCACCAUAAUACUUUUAAAAGUUUGAUUUGCAACCCCACCUGCAAAAUAGCAAGGACGUCAUCUAAAGAAAGUGCGAAGGAAUGAGGAAGGGUCACGUCCUCAAUCCCACAUCUCCCAAGACAAGCUUUAAGGAGUAUGUAAGGUAUAAAGUAUUUACUCGCUCCUGCUCUCCUGUGAUAAGCAAAUCCUGGGUAAACCAAGGGUUAAAGCAGAGGCACACUCCAGUUAUUCUACAGAGCGACUCGGGCAGGUUUAAUGAUCUCGUCUGAUUUGUAACCUUUAACCCACACGAACUGUCACUUCAACUAACAAACCGACUGAUUGAAAUCCAGAGAAACUGGAAAGCAGAGGCGCUCAGUGUGCUGUACAGGGCCCCUCUGUAUUCUACUAGCCAUGUUAAACAUCAAAAAAACAAAGAAACUUGCAGCAUUGAAAACAGUGAAUUAGAGAAGGGCCUUCCUGCAGGACUUGGGCACUGUGCUGUGUCACUGUCGUGGAAUGAGGAAAUAUCGAGUGGGCGCGCUAUUUAUAGUACAAUGCCCCUUUGCUCACGGCACUCUGGAAUUAGAUAUUGCCUCAUCCUGUUGUUUCCUGGUAAGUUUUGCAGUCACCCGACUGGUUCUGCAGAGAGAGACAGCAACACGUUAGGAAUGCUGAGCCCUUUUCGUUGUGUUUGUGUUUGUUUUGCCGGGUGUAUGACUGACUGGCUAUCUAUCAUUUCCUGUGUAUGAUUACAGCACCAAAACAAAAAACUUAACCCACUCAGGAUAGUUUCAGAAAGCCCUGUAGUGUCUUUUAAGGCAGGCUCCUGGCAACUGGCGCCAUUGGCUUGGAAAUUUCAAUAAUAUCCUUUCAUUCAAGUCCUACUUGCUGUUCAGCUUUUUGAUUUGAAUAUUCUACCUCAUAACCCGCUCCAGCUGCAAGGAGCCAUCAGGAAACGUCUUUGCAGCUUGCUUAGUGAAAGCCGUCACGAUCGCUGUUCUGUUUUCACAGACAGCGGGAGGGGGGGGGUUUGUUUCAUGGCAGCUUUUUAUAAUGUUGAGAAAGAAAAAGGAAAGAAAAAAGACUCUGCAGGACAAGCAAGCAACAAACAAACUUUCAGCUGCACCCAGGAGCAGUGGAAAUGACAAAACAGCACCAUAGAAGAACAUGAGCAGCUUCUACAUGUGCUCUGUGGAGACUGCUAAACAAACCAUUAAACGCUCUUUCAAGACGUGAUUCCCUUCUGAGCAUCAAUUAAUUCUGAACUAGAAAUGAAACCUGUUUGUAGAAAAUACUGAGCAUUCCAGUGCUAUAAGCGUGCGUGCGUGCGUGCGUGGCGUCUCUGUUAAAUGCAAUCAUUUCAUUUGUUGAUUUAUUAAAAGAUGAUGUAUAUACAGACA
Molecule: messenger RNA, 3904 nt
Organism: Polyodon spathula (Mississippi paddlefish)
Lineage: Eukaryota; Metazoa; Chordata; Actinopteri; Acipenseriformes; Polyodontidae
Product: interleukin-17 receptor E-like
Exons: 17
Molecular function (GO): interleukin-17 receptor activity
Source: RefSeq, a predicted model, not a curated record